Messenger RNA from Sycon ciliatum, 1320 nucleotides. Its product is annotated as DNA replication complex GINS protein PSF2-like. Lineage: Eukaryota; Metazoa; Porifera; Calcarea; Leucosolenida; Sycettidae. The coding region runs from base 10 to 564 and encodes 184 amino acids. Gene Ontology annotation, biological process: double-strand break repair via break-induced replication; DNA replication. The transcript is spliced from 5 exons. Gene Ontology annotation, cellular component: GINS complex; nucleus. The record is from RefSeq and is a predicted model, not a curated record.
UUCCUGGUGAUGGAACCGAUUGAGGUUGAAUUUCUAGCUGAGAAGGAGCUUGUUUUUAUCCUGCCCAAUUUUCGACUGGAGAGGCUUUACUUGAUCAGUGGCGAUGUCGGCCCUCUGCAACCCAAUAUCCAGAUAGAGGUGCCGCUGUGGCUUGCAAUGCACCUCAAACAGCGGCAAAAGUGCCGCCUUCAGCCACCCUCAUGGAUGCAAGUCGAUGAACUUGAAAAGCUAAAAAGAACUGAAGCAGAAGCCGAUACGUUUCAGCCACCCCCGUCGCCGUUCUACCGAGAGAUCAUGCAAGCUUUUCUUAGUUGUGCUGCUGACGAUGUUCCUGAUGCUGACGCCGUGCAGGCCCUCGUGCAGGACUUGUGGGAUUUGCGCUCUGCCAAGCUAAGGCGCAGUAUAGCAACCAUGGUUCGAGAGCAGGCGACUCGCGCAGCGCUGAACAACAUGACGCUGAUGGAGAUCAACGCCUGCCGGCCGUUUCUGAAGGAAGCCUUGGAUCAGCUGCAUUCCCUGCGGGUCCAGUAUCAGCAGCUGGCUGCAGAACGUGGAAUGGACUAGACUGGACUAGUGAGCUACCGCAGCUCUGUGGAUGCACUGUCUUGCAAGCUUGCAGUUUGCCGUGAAGAUGGUGUAUAUUCCGACAGUGCGAUCUACUUUGCAAGAUCGUAUAAUCAUAAUGCCACAAGCAGGCGACUGCUACACGCCGAUGGCUGUGAAGUGAUAGCCACCGGAUGCUCUUCGUGCGACUAGUCCUGGCCUGGCUCAUGUUUGGUGAUCCAGUUGUACCUGCUGGCAUUUGUGGCCAUGAAAGUCACUGGCAUGCCACAAUGCUACGUCAUGGCUACUUCAAUACGUUGGUGAGCGUUCGGCUGCUCCAAAGUUGCUUGAUUUUUAUUUGGACCCAACGGUAUACCAGUACAAAGUAGCUCUUGUACGAAACUAGUUGAUCAACUCAUGGCCUCAAACCUGGCAAUGAAGUAGGGUGGCCUGGCCGUGUUUGAUCCCUUGAGCCUCCAGACACCUUUUUGGCAGGAAUUGCCUGUUCCGACGACUGCUAUCUUUUUUUACAUGUUUCCUUUUUGCUGGAGUUGAUCUUCACACGUUUACAGCUCCUUUUCCCAUCGUGCUUGGCUGGCCAACCACAAAAAAACUAUACAGGUUCUUUUAAUUUUUUGUAUCGUAUCUACGUAGUUUGUAAUUUGAGAACUCUAAAGCUCCACUGUAGGUCUAGUAUGUAUGUUGUAUCUUUGCUGCCGUGCUUUUCGAAUGUGUAUGAAGUUCAUGGUUCUUGUCUAACAAAAUUUGUUCUGGUGG